AUGCGACCCUCGACACGCCUCGCCGCGACUUUUUCCUGCGACACCCCUGGCCCCCAUUGCACCACAUCACGUCCACUACAGCGCGCACCAGUGGGCUGACCUAGGUUCUGUGAUCUUGUUUUCGUCCCUCAGGAAUCCUCAAAGACUCAGGUCAAGCUCGCCAAGGUCGUCAAGGUGCUCGGCCGCACCGGCUCGCGAGGUGGUGUCACUCAGGUCCGCGUCGAGUUCAUGGACGACUCGACCCGAUCCAUCAUCCGGUGCGCAUUCCAUACCAGCUCUCGUCUGAGCAACCACUGCCGAGACUUGAUCAUUUACCCAUCUUAUUCGUACUUCCACAGCAACGUCAAGGGCCCCGUUCGUGAGAACGACAUCCUCGCCCUCCUCGAGUCUGAACGUGAAGCUCGGUACGUCCCGUCUGUAUCACUGUACAACAGCACGGGUGCUUACCCUAUCAUCGUCUCGAUCUUUCCCACAGCCGACUCCGUUAA
Messenger RNA from Microbotryum saponariae, 488 nucleotides. The record is from the annotation of a GenBank genome assembly. Lineage: Eukaryota; Fungi; Basidiomycota; Microbotryomycetes; Microbotryales; Microbotryaceae.